Molecule: messenger RNA, 2875 nt
Organism: Bemisia tabaci
Lineage: Eukaryota; Metazoa; Arthropoda; Insecta; Hemiptera; Aleyrodidae
Source: RefSeq, a predicted model, not a curated record
AACGAAUCACGUCAAACCUUGAGGUGCUUACGUUUUCAAUUGACGCUAACUCCAAUUCGAUCCAAGAGCAACGAACGAAUCACGCCAGUGUCGAGCGGAUGACAAACAGAGUGCUUUUGAGGAAAAAAGGCAGUUGAAGGUCGUAUAAAUGCUGGGAUGAAGGCGAGAUCGGACGGAGGUUUUUACUCUCAGAACUGUGGCCAUGAAUUUUCAAACGAUUCUCAUUUUUCUGACUCUUCUCUCGGGCAUCCUGACAGAUCCCGGUGACCGGUCACAAGUUGGAGACCAGAGACGACCGCUCACCGGGGGGGAUGCAACCCCAUCAAGAAAGCGCCCAGCACCCUCGGGCGGAGACUCAACCCCUCAAAAACAGCGUUUCGCGAGUGGAAAUGCUACCCCCUCAAGACAGCGGCUGGAAGAAGACAUACUCCUACCAAGAAAACGUCCCGCAAGCCCUGGUGCAGAUCCAUCCGCACCACGCCACCGCUUUGCCGGCGGAGACACGGCAUCAUAUAGACAGAAAGGAGAUUCGGGCCCACCAAGACGACCUCCUAGCUCUGGAGGAGAUGCAAGUCCACAAAGACGUUUUGCUAGCUCCGGGGGAGAUGCUGGUCCGCCAAAACGUUCUCUCAGCUUUGAGGGAGAUGCAAAUCCCCCAAGGCGUUUUUCUAGCUCUGAGAAAGAUGCAAAUCCACCAAGACGUCUUUCUAGCUCUGAGAAAGAUGCAAGCUCACCAAGACGUCUCUCUAGCUCUGAAAAAGAUGCAAGCACACCAAGACGUCCUCUUAGCUCGAAGGGAGACGUUUCCCCGCUAAGAUCACGCCCCAGCAGUCCUACUAGAGUCGAAACCUCGUCCAGACGGCUGUCCAUCACUUUGGACAGAGAACAAUCAACUCCGAGACAACGGCCUACCAGUUCGCGACCGGCAAAUUCAGCGGGAGACGAGUAUUCCUUGACACAACGGCCCACAAACACCGCGAAAGACGAAUCACUUCAAAGAUCGCGAUCCACCAACUCUUUGAGGGACGAAUCGUUUUCAAGACAGUCUUCCACCAACUCUGCAAGAGAGGAAUCGCUUUCAAUACAACAAUUCCUCGACUCCAUGAGAGACGAAUCGCCCUCAAAACAGUGGUCCGCCAGCGCUGACGGAAAUGCUUCCCCGUCAAGACGACGAGAACGUGUUGAGGAGUCGAAAAAAACCUCCGAGUUCCCGACGGAGCUCACGAUGUCACAGAAGAAGGAAAAACUCCUGGAGCUAGGCAACAUGAGGGAGGAGAUGGAGAAAAUGCAGGAGGAAAUGGUGGGCAUGCUCCAGGACCUCUUUUGGUCGUCCAAUCUAACCGGCGACGAUAUGGAGAACAGCUUGAAUGCUAAGUCUAGGGCGACACUCCAGGCUAUCCUGAAAGAUGGCAUACAGGAGAUCACCGCCAAAUCCCACAAGUAUAUUGAUCUUGUCGACAAAACAAAAGCUCUCAUUAAAAACGCAGGAGUCCCGGGAAACUCAGCAGAAGCAGCAAAGAAUAUGAAGUCCCUUCAUAAAAUGAAGACUGACAUUACAGCGAUGAACGAGAACUACAUGAGGCAGAUCGAAAAAAACCUAAAAGGAAUGAUCGAAAUGGAGAAAUCUGCAAUCGGCGGAAAGGCGAUUUCUUUGGGGAGCUCCACGAGGACAACACCUAAGCUUCGAGGUCAUAAAGGGACAAGCACUAGCUCCCGCGGCGAGAGGAAGGCCACUUCCAUGAGUCAACCCGAGAUCCCAUCGCCACAAAGAACGGGAACCCUCAAGAGGAAAAACUCUUCGAGAGAGUGAUUAUUAGUGAAGAGUAACUAUUAGAAAUACCAUGGUAAACGUGACUUAUAAUGAUACUCUAAUGUCAAAAUGGCAUUUACUAUGUGUUUCAUAAAGCAGUAAGACACCAUUGUGAUAUUCACCGAGAUAACCUAGUAUGUUCCAAUCUUUUUCACCCUACUCUUCAGAAUCUUGAACUAAAGACACAGAGGCUGAAUUCGGCAAACCAAAAACCCCCAAAAUUAAAAUUUUUUAGCAUUACGGAAGGCUCAUGCGCCUCUGGAGACUUAUUUCCGGUUUUACUUUCUCUUCUCCCGUUCAUUUAUGAAUUUUCUGUGUACAUAUUUUCUCGGUCAUAAUUUUUUUCUCUUCUUAUUUUGCUAUCUCUCAAAGGGGCGCGUCUUUCGCGCGCCAAGGGGGCGUAGCUACCCAUUGGUAGCUACGCCCCCUUGGCGCGCGAAAGACCAUUGCAGAUUAGCCUUUUGGCGAAUCCAGCUUGCAAAAACGCUAAAGAUCACAACUACAAAUAUGCCGGGAUAAAUAUAAAGUAAGAAUAAAAUAAAUGACAAAAGUUGACAAGACUCAUUUCAACUUUUGUCACUUAUAAUUAUUCUUACUUUUCGGCUAGCCGAGCAUGUUCGUAGUUGCAUGUGAAUAGCACAUCUCUCAUUAUGUAGUGGCAUGUUCUUCUAUCUUUGUCAUCGAUUCUACUGAUGAUUAGUAUCUAGCUCGUAAUUCAUUUAGAAUAAAGGAAUGUCAAUAACAAUUGAGGGACUUGGAGGACAGGGCGAUUAAGUGCAAUGUUUGAAAAAAUUGAGAUAUUCAUGAACUCACCUAAAACUAAUUUGAAAGUAUAUUCAGUGAAAAAUUCACUAAAAUCCAAAUUCAAAGUAUCAAAAAGUGAGUUUAAAUUUCCUUUCUGCCAUCAGGAUCCAUGGAAUUGUGAAACUUCAAACAUGUAUUUUUUGAAAUAGCAAAAACUGCACUUAUGCACCUCGUCCUCCAAGCCACUCAAUUUCAUCUUGGUAUAUUAUUUUUACAAUUAUUAAAAUUUUAUAAACAAUAAAGAUGCAUCGUACACUUCAA